GAGGUCAGUGAAGGGAUUGGCAGAGAGGGGUGGAGGACACUGAGUGGAGGCCAGUGGAGGGAUUGGCAGAAUUGGCAGAGAGGGGUGGAGGACACUGAAUGGAGGCCAGUGGAGGGAUUGGCAGAGGGGGGUGGAGGGACACUGAAUGGAGGCCAGUGGAGGGAUUGGCAGAGGGGGUGGGGAGGACACUGAGUGGAGGCCAGUGGAGGGAUUGGCGGAGGGGGGUGGAGGACACUGAGUGGAGGCCAGUGGAGGGAUUGGCGGAGGGGGGUGGAGGACACUGAGUGGAGGCCAGUGGAGGGAUUGGCAGAGGGGGGGUGGAGGACACUGAGUGGAGGCCAG
Messenger RNA from Staurois parvus, 342 nucleotides. The record is from the annotation of a GenBank genome assembly. Lineage: Eukaryota; Metazoa; Chordata; Amphibia; Anura; Ranidae.